UACAGACUCAGAGCACAUCCUAGCACAAGAAGACACACUUCUGCAUCUUUCCACGGCGAACCCAGAUAUCUAUCUUACCAAGGCUACACUACAAGUUCUCACGGAACGCAUCGCGCACUUCCUCGGCACUCUCUAUCAGUCGGUUCGCGAGGCCACUACAAGGACAUUGUAGUGGUAUGUUCGUCAGGGCAACCUGCCGUAGCUGCCAUGUUCUACGGUAUCAUCGCUGCUGGAGGGGUUUUUUGGUUAGUUGUUAGUCGAGAUAAAAUCGAGGUUGGAAAGGAAGCUGCAAAGCUGAUCGGCCUAUCAUUAGUCCGUGUCGUGGUGCUUAAUAGUGAGCCGAAAUGGGAGGUAAGGAGUCUGGAAGGUGAAAAGAACAUGGAUGUUGAGAAUGGAGCGCGGAUGACCUGGCGGCGAGUCACGGAUGAAGAGGAGAUGAAGAGAAGUCUGGUUGUACUCCUGUAUAGCUCGGGGACUACUGGCGUGCCAAAAGGCGUAAUGCUCUCCCACCACAAUCUGCUCGCCCAACUCUACAUUCCCUCAAUCCAAGCCCGCGCACACGUCGCCGCCGCCGUCACAGCCGGCGAACCCACCCCUGCCCUUCAAGACCUUCGCGCAUCUCCCAAUAGCCCAUAUCGCUGGCUUUUUUGGCUACCUAAUCUCCCCAUUCUUUUCCACAGGCUCUGUGUACUGGAUGCCCAAGUUAGUUGGAUGCCAUUUCUGGAGUACUUCAAGAAGCUACAGAUCGCAGGGUUCUACACCGUGCCGAGUAUCUUUCUCCAGAUUGCGAAGAGCGCGGAUGUGACGGAUCAAUUUGAUAGCGUUGAAAUCGCAAUCACAGGCGCAGCACCGAUAGGUGCUGAACUACAACAGGCGGCGAAUAGGAAACUGGGAAAGGGGAAGACGAGGAUUAAUGGAAAGCAAAUGAACUGGCUGACCUUUUUUCAGGGCGCAGUAACAGCCAUGCCACGCGGCUCCUCCGACAUAACCGGCUCCAUCUCACCCGUCCUACCGAACAUGGAAAUGCGCAUCGUCGAUGACUAUGACGUGACCCCCGGGCAACCAGGCGAAAUUAUCGUUCGAGGCCCGUUCGUCACAAACGGCUACUUCGACAACGAAGAUGCUACAAAUGCGGCUUUCCAUGACGGAUGGUUCUGCACAGGAGAUAUCGCCGUUGACCGCGGCGGCAAGUUCUACAUCGUCGAUCGUAAGAAGGAACUAAACAAAUACAAAGUCCUGCAGAUUGCACCGGCGGAAUUUGGAAAUCAUUUGAUUAUGCAUCAGCAGAUUCUUGAGGCUGCCGUUGUGGGUGUACUGGUUGAGGGUGGCGGUGAGGUGCCAAGGGCUUAUGUGGCGCCGAGGAACCCGGGGGCUUUGAGUGAGGAUGAUGUUAAGGUGUUUGUGAAGAGUCAUUUGGCAGAGUACAAACAGCUCAGGGGAGGAGUCAUGUUUGUUGAUGAGUUGCCGAAGAAUGCGGUUGGCAAGAUUUUGAGGAGGGGGUUGAGGGAUAGGGCGAGAGAGGGAGAUGGAAUUAAGGCGAAGCUGUGAGGAGGGGUUUGAGCAAUGUUGCAUUGGUCACAUUGACGCAAGAAAAUGAUGAUUGAAAAAGAUUCUCUAAGUAUGUUAUUAAAGUCGCAUUCCAUCAUAGAGUAGCUAUAUCAUAUACGUCGUGCAUUGUGUCCAUUCCUUCCAUAAUCUCGUGAAUAGGGUAUUCUACCCUCGAUUGUCCAUUUUGUCUGGUCUCCUCCUUCGGCCUUCAUCUAUUCCCUCUGCAGUUAUCCUCAAAGAUCAGUCGACCUCCCAAUUCAAUUCAAAAAUCCGCCCUAGUGCUUUUCCUCC
Lindgomyces ingoldianus is the source of this 1839-nucleotide messenger RNA. Its product is annotated as acetyl-CoA synthetase-like protein. Gene Ontology annotation, molecular function: CoA-ligase activity. The transcript is spliced from 3 exons. Lineage: Eukaryota; Fungi; Ascomycota; Dothideomycetes; Pleosporales; Lindgomycetaceae. Gene Ontology annotation, biological process: secondary metabolic process. The record is from RefSeq and is a predicted model, not a curated record. The annotation marks the transcript as partial.